AUGGUUCACGUAGUAUUAAUCCGCUUGGUCAUUGCUCUUCGUAUUCGCCCAUUCAUUAAUCGACCCCCACCCCACCUCCUGUUACCAUGGCAAACGGAUGUAUCACCAGCUCGAGGCCGGUUUAAAAAAGCCAGCCACGCACAGUGUAAUGUUACAGAAAUGGCAGCCGGGCUCUGGAAUAGCUCGGGUUUAACGGCCUCCAUUAGGUCCGAGAGACCCGCGUUCAAACACGGAGAGCCCUGUAAACCAAUUACUCCCGUGCAAAGCGUCUUUGCAAGUCUUAAAAUGGCGGAUGGGGAUCAGGCCGUGGUCUCAGCGUUCCGUCUGGGUUGCUAUGGCAACAGAGAUGGGACGCGCGUUUGGCGGCCAUCUUUAAUGAGGGCAAGGGGAAACUUCACUAGCACAGAAAAAAAAAAAAAAAGAAACAAAGACUGGAAAUGGCAUUGUUGUGCAGCUUUUGUUUCCAGCAAUAAAUGAAUUGUAACUACCUGUAUAUACAGUCAUCACUAUGUGGAUUUGAAUAUGUGCAGUAAUUAAGCCACAAGCUGAAUGCCAUGUAUAAAUCAAGGAAUAUGUUGGAUUUGGUUGACCUUUAUCUUUUUUUCUGCAAUGAUUUUCCUGGCUUUAUCAAAUUGUUGUUUCUCCUUAACUGUAGGUGGACUGGGUGGUGACUACUAUUAUAUGAAGGGACCUAGUAGUAAGAAGAAAUGAAUGAACCAAACCCAUCUGCUGCUAUCUCCAUGGCAACAGGAACUACCAAAACAAUACUAUGAAGCAGAGGGUGGCCAAAAGGUAGAGCCUAAGAUGUUGUAGAACUAUAACUCCCAAUAUGCUUUGCCAUUGUAAAGGCUGGCAAAGUAUAAUGGGAAUUGUAAUUCAACAUAAUUCUUGAACUCUAUAUUUUGCCAAUAAAGAAUUCACUAUAUAACUGGCCAUGUGAUAGAUACUAUUGAGUGGUGCUACUACAAAAAGGAUAGGUGUCAUUAGAGCUGCCAGAUCCAUCAUGUUUUCCAGACAUACACUAACCCUUCAUGCCCAUGAGUUGUACAUGAAAAGGUGUUGCCUUGCAGUAUGUGACAUUCAAAGCUGUAAUGUGGGAACUGCAUGGAAUAUUCAAUGUAGCUCCUUUGGAGUUCAUCCUCCAGGAUGGAUUCAUAGAUCGGUUUAUUUUGGUAUGUGGCAUUCAAUGCUGCAUUGGGGAACUGCUUAAAAUAUUCAUUGUAGCUCAUUUAGAGCUCAUCCUCCAGGAUGGAUAAAUCAAUUUACAAUUGGAUUUCUUUUAGUAUGUGGUAUUCAGUGCUGCAAUGGGGGAAUUGCAUGAGAUUUUUAAUGUAGCUUCUUUGCAGCUCAUCCUAUAUGAUGGACAAAUUGAUUCAUAAAUGGGUUGUUUUUGCAUGUGCUGCUCACCAGGAUGCAGGAAAACGUUGUGUACGUAGCAAUCCUAGUACUGAGUUUACAAAUAUAAGUAAUAAAAACCAAAACAAACACUAGGCACAGCAAGAAAAGUCCAUAAAAUAUCUAGCACUGACAUGCAAACAUCCCCUGUGUAAAUAGUGUCAAUACAGACAGCCAGUUAACUGAGACACGAGCCCACACAUAGUUGUGGGAUGUGUUUGGGGGGGGGUCUGACUAGGUCAGCAAAGACGUCAAUUGCUCAGGGUCGCUUUCAGCAUCUUCAACUCCUAUUUAUGGCAAAUCUUGCCCUCAACAAAAAUGGAGGCCGGCGGCGUCAGCAGCGCGCCACGUGACCAGGGCACCCUCUCCUAUUGGCUCAGAGCGUGGCCAGCUGUUCUAGACACUGGCUCCUUAUCCGCCGCAUUUUACCACCUCCUCUAGGCUGCUGCCGAUAAAGCGUGCUCCCCCCUCUGCGCUGCCGUGAUUCACCAGCAUCCUGCAGUCAUGGACGUGGUCAACCAGGUGAGAGAAGGGCGAAUUGGGGGCUUUAAUAAGGGGUGGGGGGGUGGGGGGAGAAAUGACAGACAGGGUGUUAUUGGGAGCCAGGGGGCAGGCUGGCAGGGAGAGCUUAGAUGGCAGAGGGAUCAAGGAGAAGGGACAGAUGGAGGGAUGGGAGGGUAUAGGGAGAGGAAAAAAUAUAUAGGGAGGAGGGGUAGAGAGGGAAGGAUAGGAAGGAGGUGAAGGAGAGAGAGAAGGGGGGGAUGUGAAAAUCAUACCAACACAAAUGUACAGAUAUUACAUAUAAUUCAUAUUAUUAUUAUUAAUAUAGGUCAUCAUGUUCAUAGAGACAUGUCCAAUUUGAAUCAUUCCCUCUGUGUGUCUAGCUACAUACCCCCCCAAAAAUGCAUAUAUAUUUAAUACAUACUAUGCAUUAUCUAUACUAUAUUAUAUAUAUAUAUAUAAUAUAUAUAUAUCUCUGCAAACACACACACAUAUCAACACAUAUAGAUAGUAGAUAGAUAGAUAGAUAGAUAAAUAAAUAAAUAGAUAGAUAAAUAGAUAGAUGAUAAAUAGAUAUAACACACAGAUGCAUACAUGCUUUAAAUGUAUGAAUUACAUCCACUGCAUAUUCACAGCUAACUGAAUCGUCACGCAUAUACAAUGUAUCACGUUUAGAGGCCAUUUAGAAUCUUGGAUUGUGUAGUAUAUUUUCUCUGUGCUUUGUACUGUAAUGCACACAUGUGUCAGCACUGGUGGUAUUGUGUGUAAGAGGGAGGGUUGUAUGUUGAGAUUUCUGUGUCCCCCUUCUUGCUGUAUGUGGGUGUUGUGUAGGGGAUGUUUACUGGAGCCUGCUGUGUGUCUUAGCUGUGACACUGUGUAUCUGUGCUGUGUUUGUAUAUUGAGGAGAGGUCGGCAUUUCAGCACCCUGGACAGGGAAACAGCAGGUGAAAUCAUGUAAGAAGGACUGUCAAGCUGCCUGUCUAUUCUAAAUGUUUAUUCUAUGUCCUUCAGCUGGUGGCAGGGGGUCAGUUUCGGGUAGUGAAGGAGCCUCUGGGAUUUAUCAAAAUUCUGGAGUGGGUGAGUCUCGAUCUGUAAUAUUUACAAACGUAUCCAUUUGUCAUUGAUAUUAUGUUCAUUUAAAUGUGUCAGAAAAUUGAUUUUUAUUCUUUUUAAAUUAAUGCAAAUUUAUACUGGAUUUUCAGGGUAGGCCCCUGCAUUCUGUAAGAUACAUUUUUUUAGUGUAUUUGAUUACUCUUUUUUGUCAGGCCUGUAUAGCUAUUGGUUGCAUUUCUAUUUUUCCCCUAUUGUAAAAUAACUGAAACCUGGAAGCAUUUAAUUAUGCAUUAUUUAAUUGGGGAUAUAUCUAAAAACACCUUGCAAACCUGCAGAUUUUGCAAGCCCUUCCCUUCUAACCCCACCCAGACUUUCAGUGGCUGUCCAAUCACAGACUUCCCAAUACAGCUCAAUGAGAAAUCUUUGCUAGGCAGGUGCUCUGGGCCUCUUGAGUUUAGCUUCAUUGAGCUAACCAAACCAGGAAGUAACAAGACCCUUUUUUGAUUGACAGCCAGACGGGUUGUAGCAAGGUUAAUUUAUAAAACUGUCAGUUUCUAUUAAAAUUUGCACUUUUCCUAUAAUGAGGAAAGAGAGCAAAGGCUAUUUACACAUAAAGCACUUCAGAAAGCUAAAGUGCCAUAGGUAUUUGGAGUAUUCCUUUAAUUAAACUGGGAACACACAAGGAAAUUGAUAAUUUUAGGGCAAAAUAGCUAAGAUGGUAAAUUAUCUGAAUUAGAGAAUGUUUGCAAUUUUUAUAUUUUGGCUACAAGUUUACAAUUACCUUAAAGGGGCAGUCUAAGCACCAUAACCAUUACUGUGAAUUGUAGUGGUUGUUGUGCCAGGGGUCCUGCUUUCCCAGUUCAAUUCGACUUUGACAAUUUCAAUUUUGACCUACUUUGGACACCAUUAAUUGGCUGAAAUAAUGGAGAUUUUGAAAACAUAAAUGGCAGAGGAAUUUAAAAAUCAUACAUUUUUAAGAGAUAUAUCUACUUUAUUAUCAACAAAUUAUUUUUUUGCAAACAACAUAAACAGCUUUUCCGGUGCUAAUUUGCUCUUAUAUACAGAUUUAUAAAAUAUGAAGAAAAAAUAUUUGAAGUGUAGACUUUACAGUUCUCUUUGGAUAAUUUAUUUUAUUUCCAUUCAAGAAUCACUGUCAUAUUAAUAUUAUUAUUGAUAUUUAUAAAAUUCAUACCUAUUACUCCUAGAGUAAUACCAAUUCAUCUAUUCAUCACUUAUACACACUAUCUAUCUAUCUAUCUAUCUAUCUAUCUAUCUAUCUAUCUAUCUAUCUGUCUCUAUCCAUCUCCUUCUAUCUAUAAAAAUAGUGUACAGAUUUCUUUCUGUGAGUCCCGAGAGCUGUGUGCUCUCACACCCUGGGCUACACUGUAAUCCUCUUUAUUUUGUGCCAUUGCCAAGGCUCUAAAAAUACCCCUUUGUAUCUGUGGAGAUGCUGUAGGUCAUAGUCCUGCUCCGGAUUAUCACCAGGAUAAAACCAGUGCAGUCUGCCCACUGUGAGCCCACACAGAGAUAGACAGACAUCACACACAGCCCAGUCUGCACUCUGCUGUUCCUUAACGUAAUUAUUGUUACAGCGCCCGGAAACAACAUUCCAAAAAUUGUGAACAAUCUAUUUUGACGCCAAGGUGCUAAUUCUUAACCAGUUAUUAGCUUAGAGAUGUAAAACAAAAAAAAGUAUCAUUCAACCUUUGGCAAUCUAAUAGUAAUACUUUAUGCAAUUAUCAUGGAUAAUCCUUGGGUCUGAGUGUCUAGCUUGCUGUAAUAGUGGCUAAGCAUCAUGGGAAAUGUAGUCCACAACCCCUGGAUUAGGUUAGCCUUCCCUUUUCUAUGGGCACAUGAUUCUGUUCUAGAAUGUGCUAUAGAGUGGUUAGUAAAUAUGAGCCUGAUUAUCUUACACCCACUCCCCAUCAUCUUAAGGUUUGGCAGCAGAAUAGGGAGACAUAUUGUGCCUUCCUGCUGAUGUAACGUUACACCGAAGAUCUUGUUUUUGCAUGCAGUACUCUUAAAAGUGAGUUAAUGCUUUGUUAACCAGCAUCCGCUCAAUGCUGCUUAAUGCAUAGUUACCAGUAGACUUCUCACCACUGCAUGUGCUAGAGGCACCCCACCGUGUUCCCGUGGCAGCACUUUUUAAUGAGAUAUGACUGUGGAAAAACGACGUAACUAAUGAUUGAAAAUAAACGUUGUCACAUAUGAAAUGAGAAAAGUUAUUGAUUUGCUUCUUGCUUUUUCCCUGUAAUUUCUUUACACAUAUAUUAUGAUCUGUAUGUACUAAUCCAUACUUAAGGGAACAAAGGGAGAUCCUUUUUUGGAUAAUAUUUUAUCUAGAGAGCAUCUAGCUCUCAUCUUUUUAACAAUUUAUGUUUAGUGGUUGUUUGACAUUUACAUUUAUUUACACAAGGUGAUAAUUUAUAAUUUGGGUGUUUAAAUAUAUUUCGUUUCAUUUUGUUCUACAGUAACUAAUAAACGUUAAGAUUUAUCAAAUAUACACUUUAAGUGCUCCUGAUAAUUAGGGACAAACUAUUGUCCCCUCAGAAACUCCUGCCUUUGUUCGCUUAAGUAUUGAUUCAAAAUAAAGGGGUUAACCCCCACUCAGGAGUAUAUACUUCUAUUUGCGCAAUUCUUGAUUAGUAUGUACUAAUCCUUUUCAGAUGCCCCUAUGUCCCUACUCUAAUAUCCAUGUUAUGUUUUAGGGCAGGGGUAGGCAAUCUUUGACACUCCGGAUGUUGUAGACUACAUCUCCCCUGAUGCUUUGCAGCCAUUAUGGCUAUAAAAGCAUUAUGGGGUAUGUAGUUCACAGCAUCUUGAGGUCUAAAGGUUGCCUACCUCUGCUUUGGGGUCAUGUUUUUAGACCAGUCUCAAGGGACCAUAGGAUUUAUCAAUUUCCCCACUGGAACAGAGCAGAGUAAUCAUUAAAACCAAGGUUAUAGUCUCUGAAGAUUUCUUUUGUUCUACUAGGAUAAUCAUUCAAACCAAGGUUAUAUUCUCUGAAAAUUCCUUUGUUCUAGAGCCUUCUCCGUGUUUUUCCUUUAUAUUUCCCUCAAAUUCUCUAGAGUCCAUGGUUUUUUCUCUCCAUUACUCCCAACCACAAUCCCCACAUUCAUUAUUUCAGGAUCUUGUCUUUGGUUUUCUCUGUAUGUUUUACCUUCUUGCUUUUCUCAUUAGUGUAAUCAUUUCUUUCUAGACUGCUCCACAUUCCACACUCUCUAGACUGGUUUACACUUCCUUUAUUCCUGUCUUUUCCUUAUUAACGAUUUUUUUUCCAUGUCAACUGGUUUUUUCUUCCUCUGUGUAUCUGUGUUUGUCUUUCUAGGCAGCUGUUUCAUUCUAGUACUCCCUGUUUCUCUUCCUAAAUGUGUUUCUUAUAUCUCACUUUCCUUUAUAAAUGAUUUCUUAUUAUAGGUUGUCUUUCCAUCCAACAUUCCACCAUUCUUCUCCUCUUUCACCGACUCCUUAUGUUUAAGGAUUUUUUGGUUUCCCAGACUCUCUCUGUUAGGAUCACCUUGUCUCUUUCUGGACCCCUGUCUCUGUUUUACAGCUGUUCUCUAUCUUUGCCUUCGCAACUUGUGGAAGUUAUUCCGGACAGUUCAGUCUGAGCAUUGAAUGUACCAACAAAAAUGAAAGCAAGCCGAACAUUAAAGUGGACUUUGAAUACCCCUUUAAGUGAGUAGGAGCAGUAAAUCUGAGUCUUGUUGCAAAUCUUAUUACUUAUUCCUUUACUUCACGUUGUACUAUUUAAGCUACAUGUAUAAGUUGUUUUUUUUUUGUUUUGUUUUUCGGGUUUUGUUCUCUCAAAUUACUUCUCUCAAUCUUUUUUAUUCUCUGUUGUCCCUCCUUCUCUUAUGACUCGUUGACCUGCCUUUCAAAACCUAUAAAUAUCUAAAGUUGCUAUUUAUUUUGUUGUUACUUCUUUUGUAUUUUAACAAGACUUAGCGACCUGUUUGCGAACUAAUUCCACUUUACAUUUUCAUUUUCCACAGGCUGCACCAGGAGUAUUUUGAUGCCCCCACUUGCCAAGGUGGAGCAUCUACCCAAGUCUUUUUGGUCGGAGAUUACUCAUCCUCUGCAGAAUUCUUUGUCACGGUGGCUGUCUUUGCCUUUCUUUACUCGCUCGGGGCGAUGGUUAUGUACAUAUUCCUACAGAACAAAUAUCGUGAGAACAACAAAGGUCCCAUGAUUGUAAGAUAAUCCAUAGAGGCUCAGGAGAAUCCAGAUUAAAAUAUUCCAUCAAACGUGGGGUUAAGUGGUUGUGGUGGGAAGGGACACACUGCUCCUUUCUAUAUCCAUCCUAUGGCUAUCCUACUUCUCCUCCAAUACCUUUACAUCCAAUGGCAUCUUAUUCUGCCCAUCCGUUGUCUUACCCUACCCUCUCUUUCCCUUCCGCUACCCUUUCCUUUGCCAUCUACUACACCAUUUAUUUCCAACCCAUCUUACUCGCUAUCCCUCUCUUCUACUGUCUACUCUUCCUCCUUAGGACUGCAUAGUGACAGCUGUUUUCACCUUCCUAUGGCUGGUCAGUUCCAGUGCUUGGGCCAAAGGCCUGUCUGACAUCAAGCUUGCAACCGAUCCUGAACUUGUCAUGAAAAGCCGGAUCCCUGCAUGUGAGAAAGAUGAAGCAAAGUGUCAGGAGCUGAGUGAUCCUGUUAUGUCUGGGCUUAAUACCUCUGUGGUGAGUAAUUGCUACGGUCCCCAUUGCUCUGGUAUCUUGAUGGCAACCCUUUAAGCACCACUGCCAUCAAGUGGUCACAUUGUGUAUUAUUGAAUUAUUUUAUGAUAGUGAUUCAGGAUGGAUUUUUUUUUCCUGGUAUUUAAUUUCCGUCCUGUUCGAUUGAAUAACUCAAAUGAGCUUCCCAUGGAGAAAUUGAGAACUACAGUGCAUAUACAUAUAAAUAUAAAAGUAGAGAUUCACCCAAAAAAAAUAAUAGAAUCUGAAAAUCUCUAUAUGGUAUUUUACUUAAAAUAUGUUUUCCUAUGCAUCAAACUCUUCAAAACCCUGGACUAGAUUUUCAAAAUAAUAUUAAUAAUAAUAAAUGGACAAGCCAAUCAGUAUAGGAAGAUCUAGUACAUUUUGCCAAUCAGGAAGAGGAGAUGCGGUGCAUGCUGACAAACUACAUCUUCUAAGCGUGAAAAGCAACUCUAUCCAAAUAUGUUAUUAAGAAAAUUUAAGAAUCAAUGGUCCCAAAGAAUGUGAAGUGGUUAUAUAGGAAAAAAUGUGUAGCUUUUGAUUUUACCUUGCAUCUUUAUGUGGUUGUGCCUUGUAUAUAAUCUAUGGGACUGUACACUGUUUAAUUAUGAAGGUAAUACAAUUACAUAUCUAUGGCUAAUUGUAAACAUGGGAUAUUUUGAUCAUGGACAUUUACGCUGGCAUCAAUAAUCAUUACUGCAACAGAAACUACAAGCUUAUCUGCCUUAUCUUAUUUGUUCCUUGUACCAGUGAACACAGAGAGGUCUAAUCACUAAUGUCCAGAUAUUUAUCUCCUCAUACUUAAUAUGGAGAGUUUAGGGGGCUCCCUCUUUGGGCGUUUAGUAGUUCAAUGAGCAGCUGAACUAAAGUGGAAUUUAUCUCAAACACAGUUACAUCCGAGUUCAUUUGAAAACAGCUAAGCUGGAACUUCCUGUUUGAAAUGAUCAAGUGUUUGGCACUUUUGAGAAACUAAUUAGUGCAUUUUAUUGAAAUUGAACUUAAAGUAACAAGAAUGUAUCUAUCACACUACUUAUACCAGUACAACAACUUAUUAUCUACAAUUCAGCAUUUACACAAUUGCCCACUCACAAUGCCCCUAGCAUUGCAGGAUGUCUAUACUGUCCUAAUGUGUUUUACACCCCACCUCCUAUAGAAUGUAAGCUCGAUUGAGCAGGGUCCUCUUCAACCUAUUGUUCCUGUAAGUUUAUUUGUAAUUGUCCUAUUUAUAGUUAAAUCCCCUUUCAUAAUAUUGUAAAGUGCUACGGAAUCUGUUGGCGCUAUAUAAAUGGCAAUAAUAAUAAUACAGGAAGUGGUGGCUUAUGCUGGAAUGCAGAGCUUGAUCAACCAGAGUCAUGACACGGAAAUGUACCUGGCUCGGAGUAUGUGUCUCAUUGCCAUGUUGUGGGAGUUGGCUGACCCGACUUCCUCUCACUCAUAAGCGGUAUCAUGAUUGACAGACCCAGGAGAAAGUGACAUAAUGUCACAUAAUUCCAGCACUGUGAGGUAGGAUGCUACGAGGGAGAGCAAUAAAGCUGUUUCUGCUGCUGGUAAUGCAGAGAUAGCGUGUUCCCCAAUUGACAAUGCAGACAUUCUAAUCCCUUUUUCCCUCCUCAACCCCUAGAGAAAGGAACACACGAGAGAUGAGUCAUAGUAAACAUUCUAUUGCAAGUGUGUGUGUGUGUACAUCCAUAGAGAAUCUCAUUUUAAAAUAUAACUUUUAAUAGAGACAUUUAAAACGUCCCACAGGGGGAUCUAUAAAUCUAAUCCAAAUAUGGGGUGCUCUAGAAUAACAAGAAGUGAAAAAUAGAGAUGAAAAUGAGACAUACUAAAGAGAAAGAAUAGUUAUAUAUAACUGUUAAUGCUGAAGUAUCAAUGUAUCUCUCUAAAUGGAUGGGCUUCAAUUGAUAUCAGUGAUAAACAUUACACAUUUAGGGAGAUAUGGAUGGAUGUAGGUAUAUUUUAGUUUAAACAUUAGAUAGUAAUGUAUCAAAUGUCCCACUGGACACCAUGAAAAAUAACUAUUGCAACAAUGUAUAACAAAGCCCUGUAAGGGAUAAAUUACAUACCGAGCAGGUUGAAUGUUUACCCUAAAAAAAUAGUAUAGAUAAGGGUAAUUUGAACCUACAGACCGAUAUCUGUGAAUUCAUGGAUGGGAGCACAGGGAGGGUGAAUGCACCGGUUGAUCCCUAAAUUUGUCUAGUAAUUAAAAUAGAAAUGUCUAAUCCCUGCAUAUUUGACAACCGGCACAUGUCCCUUCCAUGUAUCCAGAUCCAAUUAAGAACAUUGAAGGGGUAAUCUUUUAAAAAGGAACUGUCCAUAAUGAGAUUGUUGUACAACCCAAUACCGCUCCAAAGGUUGGCCUGUUGUAGUGUUUAUGAUGCCAACGUUCCCCUGGUGCCAUCCCCCAAUUCUUUGUCAAACCGUUUUCAAGCAGGUUGCCACAAACCAAGGGCUUGGGUCAGCCCAUAGCUCUCAACCUGUCAUUGGUAUGUGACAGCACUCCUAGACCACAGCAUCAUAACUACUACAAUGAGUUGUAGUGCCUACAGUGCUUGGAAUGCCACUCGAAUCUUCAUUACAGGCUUUUGAGAUUAAAAGAUACGGAUUGUAGGUACUAAUCACAAUGACCAUGCAAGUGUACACAUUGUGAUUUCUCAUUUUUACCAUGUCUGUUACUCAUUGCUGGGCCACUGUAUUGAUUUACUAAUUCCAUUUUCACAGGCCUUUGGAUUUUUGAACUGCAUCCUGUGGCUGGGAAACCUCUGGUUUGUAUUUAAAGAGACUGGAUGGACAGCUCCAUUCAUGAAGUAUCCUCCACCACCCCAGGAGAAACAGCCAGCUCCUGACACUUACACCCAGGCACAGGGAUAUGGUCAGCAAGACACGUAUGGACAGCAAGCUGGAUACCAGCCCGACUACUAUGGCCAGCAACCCGACUACAAUCAACAGGGUUACACCCAACCGGCGGGAUACACCCAACAAGGCGUCCCCACCUCCUUUUCCAACCAGAUGUAG
Pelobates cultripes (western spadefoot toad) is the source of this 10663-nucleotide messenger RNA. The record is from the annotation of a GenBank genome assembly. NCBI's taxonomy places the organism in Eukaryota, Metazoa, Chordata, Amphibia, Anura, Pelobatidae.